Molecule: messenger RNA, 14583 nt
Organism: Anolis carolinensis (green anole)
Lineage: Eukaryota; Metazoa; Chordata; Lepidosauria; Squamata; Anolidae
Gene: celf6
Product: CUGBP Elav-like family member 6
Exons: 12
Coding region: 461-1861 (466 amino acids)
Biological process (GO): regulation of alternative mRNA splicing, via spliceosome; mRNA splice site recognition
Cellular component (GO): cytoplasm; ribonucleoprotein complex; nucleus
Molecular function (GO): mRNA binding
Source: RefSeq, a predicted model, not a curated record
UGUAGUCUGUCUGUGCAAUUUUCUUACAGCAGCUGAGGAUAUGAUCAAUGGUUUCGUCGGUUUCCUUGCAAAGUCUGCAUUUUGGGUCAUCAGCCGAUUUUUUGAUCUUGGCCUGAAUUGCCUUUGUUCUGAUGGCUUGCUCCUGGGCUGCACGGAUCAGGCCUUCUGUCUCCUUCUUCAGGGUCCCAUUCGUGAGCCAGAGCCAGGUCUUUCCUUCAAUUUUGUCAAGGAACUUUCCAUGCAAUGUUUUGUUGUGCCGGCUGUCAGCUCUAGUUUGUAGUGCGGUUUUCUUGUACUGAUUUUUUUGUCUGCUGUGCUUUGAGGAUUUUAUUAUUAUUAUUAUUCUCCUUGUUCCCUUUCUUCGCUUCAGCAGCCAGCUGCCUUGGCCUUGGCAGAGGCUGGGAUCCCCUCCCCACGCCCACCCUUCCCCCAGCCAUCCCUGCCAGUGGCUGACACUGUGAUGAAUUCAGCAGCACAGCCUGCUCUGUGUCUCCCUCUUUCUUUCUUUCUCCCUCUCUCUCUUUCUCUCUGUGGCUGUGCAUGUGUGUGCGCUCUCUCGUGUGCCUGUGUGCCAGAGAGAGAGAGAGAGAGAGAGAGAGAGUCUCUAUGUGCCUCAGCCUCCUCCGAAAAGCAGCAGUGGAAGCAGGCGAAGGAGGUGGGGACCAUGCAGCUGCCCCAACUCUUGGGCCCUCCUGCCAGCCGGGUCCCCCUGGUUUGGAUGCCAGCCGGCUCCAAGUUCCUCUGCAUCGAGAUGAAUCGCCCAAUCCAAGUGAAGCCGGCAGACAGCGAAGGCAGAGGAGACAGGAAGCUCUUUGUGGGCAUGCUGGGGAAGCAGCAGAGCGAGGACGACGUCCGGCGGCUUUUUGAGCCCUUCGGCCAGAUCGAAGAGUGCACCAUCCUCAGAGGCCCCGACGGAGCCAGCAAAGGAUGUGCCUUUGUGAAAUACGGAAGCCAUGCGGAGGCCCAAGCGGCUAUCAGCAGCCUCCACGGCAGUCAGACAAUGCCGGGAGCGUCCUCCAGUUUGGUGGUGAAGUUUGCCGACACAGACAAGGAGAGGACCCUGCGGCGAAUGCAUCAGAUGGCGGGACAGCUGGGCAUCUUUAAUCCCAUGACCAUCCAGUUCGGAGCCUACGGAGCAUAUACGCAAGCGAUAAUGCAGCAGCAGGCAGCUCUGAUGGCUGCAGCACAAGGAACUUGCCUCAACCCCAUGGCAGCCAUUGCGGCCGCCCAGAUGCAGCAGAUGGCCGCCUUUAACGUGAGCGGGUUGGUCGCGGCUCCCAUGACGCCCUCAUCAGGUACAAGCACACCUCCCGGGAUCAGCACAGCCCCCGUCCCCAGCAUAGCCACGCCAAUCGGAGUGAAUGGGUUCAGCCCUCUCCCGCCCCAGACCAAUGGGCAGCCAGCAUCCGAAACCAUUUAUACCAAUGGAAUUCAUCCAUACCCAGCUCAAAGUCCCACUGUGGCCGAUCCCCUCCAACAAGCCUACGCAGGCAUGCAGCACUAUGCAGCAGCAUAUCCAGCCGCCUAUGCACCAAUCAGCCAGGCCUUCCCCCAGCAAGCUCCCAUCAUCCCUCAACAGCAAAGAGAAGGUCCUGAAGGCUGUAACCUCUUCAUUUAUCACCUGCCCCAGGAGUUUGGGGACGCAGAGCUCAUGCAGAUGUUCUUGCCUUUUGGCAACGUCAUCUCUGCCAAAGUCUUUGUCGACCGUGCCACCAACCAAAGUAAAUGCUUUGGUUUCGUCAGUUUUGACAAUCCAACUAGUGCUCAGGCAGCCAUUCAGGCCAUGAACGGCUUCCAGAUCGGCAUGAAGAGGCUAAAAGUCCAACUAAAGCGGCCAAAAGAUGCCAACAGACCCUACUGACCCCUGUUCACUUUGGCUCUGAAAACAGAUGGGAUGCCGUGCGGCGUAUGAAGAGUAUUCCCCUUGUCCCAUUUGCCGUAUCCAGACUUGUAACUCUCUUUCUUUGCAACAUAUCACGGACGAGGAGAAAGUGGAAGCAGAAGAGUCAGAGAAGGAGAGAAAGAGAGAGAGAGACGCUGGCGAAUCCAGGGAGCCAGUUUGGUUGCGAUUUCCUUCUUCUUCUUUUUAAAAAAAAAAAAUUCCUUUUUUUGUCUUUGGAGUCUUCACAUCGGUUGGGAGGGGGUGGGAGUUGUCUCUUUUCGGAAGCGAGAGAAAGCGAGGAGAGCUGCGGCGACCACAUCGGACACGAGGGAAAGCGGCGUUGACGUUUGCCCAACGCAAAACUUCACGACGGUGACAAGGAAGAGGCCGCUGAAGAAGACUUCUGCUCUUUUUAUUUUGUAAACAAAGCUAAAGAAAAAUCCCUCCUGGCAAAAGGAGUGGGAUUUUUGUGAGAAGAAUGGUUGCAGGCGCGAAGCCUGCUGUUGGGACCAAUCUCUCUCUGAAGCACUUGUCCGAUGCUCGAUUUCGGAAGAGGGAGGCCAAAUAGAUCUAAACCAAAGCCGGUGGGUUUGGACCAGGCCUAUGUGUUGUUACACCUGGGUAACACUUUUGUUGUUUUCAAAAGGGGUCAAAAGAGGUGGGUGUUUUGUUUUGUUUUUCCGCAUCAGUUUGGAAUAAGAAAGGGGAAAAAAAUCGAUUGCUAAAAGGAUGUUGAACUUAACAGAAGAUAUAUAUAUAAAUAGGUCUAUAUAUCUAUAUCCCACAGAUUGGGCGGCUGGGGCUUUCUCGACCCCACUUUGUCUGAGGAGAUGGGAUUAACUUCUUUCAAAGUCAUAUCAUUCCUUAGAGUUUAGGGACCAAAGGACUAUUGCUUUUUUAAAAUAUAUAAAUAUAUAUAUAUAUAUAUAAAUGAAUUAAUUUAAAAAACAAAAACAAAAGGUUGAAAAAAAGAAACUCAAAAGAAGUUUUAAAAAAAAUACGCAAACGGGGGGGUGCGGGGGAGGGAAGCUUCAUGUCAAAGCUGCAAGUUGUCUCCAAGAGAAGCAGACGCAAGUACGCAACGAGCAGAUGUUGCUUUGUGAGCAGUGUAGCCAAUGCCCGUGGCCUGUUGACCGCAUUGAACGCCGUCGGGUGGAAACGCGGGGAGAAAAUUGGGUGUUUUCAGGGGAGGGAGAGGAAAUCUUGGGAUCGGCUCUUUCCUCCUCUUGGCUUUCCAAAAAUUUUGUUAUGAAAUUGGGAUGUGGAGGGAGGACGUUUAAUAGAGAGAUUUUUUUCUAUUUGCAGUCCCUGAUCUGCUUCUCCCGUGUGCUGAAAGUCCACAUCCACCGGUGUAAAAAGAGACACAUUUCUAGGUAAGCAUGCAUAGUGAUGCAACCUCCUUAGUCUUCAGGAUCGGUCCAAAAUAUAUUCAAAAUUAAUGCCCAGUCCCAUUUUCACCCUUACAGGGGUGUAAGUUGUGCAGAGUGGCUAUAUCUCUGUAAGGAUGUGCAAAAUGAUUGCAUCGGCCACUGAACUCGCCAAUGCAAAAUUAUUGCAUCAGAUACUGAAAUUUCCACUUCAAAAUUAUUGCAUCGGCCACUGAAAUAUCCAGUGCAAAAUUAUUGCAUUAGCCACUAAAAUAGCCAAUGCAAAAUUAUUGCAUUAGCCACUGAAAUCUCUAAUGCAAAAUUAUUGCAUCAGAUACUGAAAUUUCCUCUUCAAAAUUAUUGCAUCGGCCACUGAAAUAUCCAAUGCAACAUUAUUGCAUUAGCCACGGAAAUCUCGAAUGCAAAAUUAUUGCAUCAGAUACUGAAAUUUCCACUUCAAAAUUAUUGCAUCAGCCACUGAAAUAUUCAAUGCAACAUUAUUGCAUUAGCCACUGAAAUCUCCAAUGCAAAAUUAUUGCAUCAGAUACUGAAAUUUCCACUUCAAAAUUAUUGCAUCGGCCACUGAAAUAUCCAGUGCAAAAUUAUUGCAUUAGCCACUGAAAUCUCCAAUGCAAAAUUAUUGCAUUAGAUACUGAAAUUUCCACUUCAAAAUUAUUGCAUCAGCCACUGAAAUAUUCAAUGCAACAUUAUUGCAUUAGCCACUGAAAUCUCCAAUGCAAAAUUAUUGCAUCAGAUACUGAAAUUUCCUCUUCAAAAUUAUUGCAUCGGCCACUGAAAUAUCCAGUGCAAAAUUAUUGCAUUAGCCACUGAAAUCUCCAAUGCAAAAUUAUUGCAUCAGAUACUGAAAUUUCCACUUGAAAAUUAUUGCAUCGGCCACUGAAAUAUCCAGUGCAAAAUUAUUGCAUUAGCCACUAAAAUCUCCAAUGCAAAAUUAUUGCAUCAGAUACUGAAAUUUCCACUUCAAAAUUAUUGCAUCGGCCACUGAAAUAUUCAAUGCAACAUUAUUGCAUUAGCCACUGAAAUCUCCAAUGCAAAAUUAUUGCAUCAGAUACUGAAAUUUCCUCUUCAAAAUUAUUGCAUCGGCCACUGAAAUAUCCAGUGCAAAAUUAUUGCAUUAGCCACUGAAAUCUCCAAUGCAAAAUUAUUGCAUCAGAUACUGAAAUUUCCACUUGAAAAUUAUUGCAUUGGCCACUAAAAUAUCCAAUGCAAAAUUAUUGCAUUAGCCACUGAAAUCUCUAAUGCAAAACGAUUGCAUCAGGCAUUGAAAUCUCCAGUGCAAAAUUAUGGUGGGCUGUAUGGCCAUGUUCCAGAAGCAUUCUCUCCUGUCAUUUCGCCCACAUCUAUGGUUGGCAUCCUCAGACGUUGUGAAGUUUGUUGGAAACUAGGCUCUUGUCUGAGACAAGUGUGAAUGUUGCAAAUGUAACACCUCCCAACAAAGUAUCCCACCAGGCAGGAAGCAGCCAAGCUUUGAAGCUGCAAAGCCAUUCAAUGCUAAUCAAGCUGGCCAAUUGCACCAUUCACACUUGCCUCAAACAGACAAGAGUACUUUCUCCCACCCUGGACAUUAUUCCACAAAUAUAUAAACCCCACUUGCCGAGUUUCCAACAGACCUCACAACCUCCGAGGAGGCCUGCCAUAGAUGUGGGCGAAACGUCAGGAGAGAAUGCUUCUGGAAUAUGGCCAGACAGCCCAUGCAAGCCUUCGACAACAUAGAUUCAUAACAGACCUGGAUCCGUGUCUCUCAUUGCACAGGUGUGAUUUUAGCCAAACUUGAGACUUACUUUCAGGGAUCGGAUGGGGAGAAGGAGGUCCGAGAGAAGGCAAGGAAGAGCCAAGAGAAACAGGAUUAGAGAAAGUGCCAAAUAAAUGUGACAGAAAGUCAAGGUACAUGGAGGAGCGGGAACUGUCCUGUUCUCCUUCAUGGUCUACAUUCCCUAAUGCGGUCGCUUGGCCACUGGAUUAUUUCUUCUUCUUCUUUUUCUCCUUUCCCUUUCUUUUAAAAUUCUGCUUCAUUGUUAACAUUUCCUAGCGGUUUAGAACAGGAUGCUUUUUGUAGAGUGGUUAGCAUUUAACAUAGAAGAAGCCCUCUCUUUGAAACAAACGAAACCUAAAAAACAAAACGGAGAAAAAAAAGACAAUCGACUUUAGUGACCUUGUGAAAGUGACUUUUUUAAGACAAAAAAAGAAAGAGAAAAGCAUGUGCGCACACAUACACACACACACACACACAUAUAUAUGCAUAUAUGAUAUAUAUAUAUGCAAGGGAGGGAAAGCUGCAUACAUACAGAGACCUAUACGGGAGUUACGGAGAUGGCAGAAUAGGGAGAGAGGAGCUGAGCUCAACUUACAAUUCUUGGCAAGGAAAGAAGAGACGUUGGGUUGAGGGGACGACAUGCUUUAGGACAACCAGUCCAAGCAGAGGCCCAUGUGGACGUGGUCAGGAGUAGGUGCAGCUAGCCACGUCUUCGCAAGUGUGGAAAGUGGUGCACAAGCCAAGUCAUGGCUUUUUUAACCUACCCGGGAGUCUCAGUUUCCUAUGAUUUGGUACAAGGCAAUUUCUUGACUUAUACCGUUGCCUUUCUCUUGCAAGGCUGCCAGCCAGACCAAGACCAUCUCACUUAGAUGUCCUGUUGUGGGUGUCCAUUUCCCUCGUUGUGUUUUUGCAGAGAUUUUCCCCUUUUUUGCCAUUUGCUAGGAACUGGCUUUGAUCUCGCACCCUGCUGUCAUCAUUCCCCAUUGUCGAAGAGAUAAGCAAACACUAUAAAGGUUCAAAACAUAAAAAGAGAUGUGUCAUGUAAAGGCCACAGAAAUAGUCAGGCCUCUCUGAGUAUAGAGCUAUCUUCUUUUCUAUGUAAAAAAGAUAAGCAAAUACUAUAAAGGUUCAAAACAUAAAAUGCAAUCUACAGCCGGCUACUUAGAAACAGCAUUGUGUUCUCCUAGCUGGGGAGCUAUAAACGGCUCUUUUUGACAACUACUCUGAAUCAACAUCAAUACAUAGUUUGUUCCCCAGACUUGGGAUCUUACUCUUGAGAAACGGAACUUACUUCCAAUAGACUGUAAUUUCAAGAGAUAUUCUAUACACUUGAUGUCAUCGACACAGGAUCUCAAAGAAUCAAAAGAACGUUUGGUCAAGGUUUUUUCUAGAAUAAGCUUUUCAAUACCUGUGAAGUCUUAAAAGAUAUAUUACCAAUAUUAUUUUGCAAAGGUUGAAUGUGUUUAUAUUAUGUUGGUUGCCAAAUCCAAUUGGAGUCUUCAGAAACUGUUUAAAUAGUGGAGACUACUUGAUAUGUUUUGACUUUGGUCCACAUUUAAGCCUUGAUAAUUACAGUUUCCUUUAAACAUUACAGUCUGGAAGAUACUACUAUGGAUUACAACAGUUGACUAUACUUAUUAUUUUCAUUAUUGUUGUUAAAUCUCAGGUAAUAAUGUGUGUACAUGAUGCUUUAAAUUACAUAGUGCAUUUUAUGUUUUGAACCUUUAUAGUAUUUGCUUAUCUUUUUUACAUAGAAAGAAGAUAGCUCUAUACUCAGAGAGGCCUGACUAUUUCUGUGGCCUUUACAUGACACAUCUCUUUUUAUGUUUUGAACCUUUAUAGUGUUUGCUUAUCUCUUCGACAUUGUCUAGUAUAGACAUUUGUGUGUAUUUAUCAUUAUCAUUCCCCAUUGCUCAGGAUCCAAAAAAGGCAAUUUCCGCCAAUGUCAAUGUGUCUCUCCUCCUGAAUCUCAAGAAGAUGUUGGGGCAACUGAAGUGGAGUGAAGGAAGUUGGGUUCGGCUCUUGAGACAUGAGGGCUUGUCGAGGUGUAAACAUGGGCUGGGGAGUAUGUAAUGUGAAAUCUGUAGGUCCUGAAGAAGAGGGGAAGGGGCUUGAAAAUCUGGAUGAUCCUAGAUAUACAAGAAUCCUGGCAGUUCAGGACUUCUUCGGCACAGAAAGUAUAGAUUAUUUUAGAGAUAUGAUUAUUAAUAUGAUCUCUCUAGGAAUCUUUUUUGACCAGGGACCACGCUCCAAAAUUAGUACCAAAAGGGUUACAAUUUUAGAUUUGGUUUGGUUAUUUGAGGAGCCCCCGGUGGCGCAGUGGGUUAAACUACUGAGCUGCUGAAUUUGCUGACCGAAAGGUCGGUGGUUCAAAUCCGGGGAGCCAAGUGAACACCAACCGUUAGCCCCAGCUUCUGCCAAUCUAGCAGUUCGAAAACAUGUAAAUGUGAGUAGAUCAAUAUGUAUCACUCCAGCGCUCCAUGCAGUCACGCCGGCCAUAUGAUCUUGGAGGUGUCUACGGACAACGCCGGCUCUUUGGCUUAGAAAUGGAGAUGAGCACCAACCCCCAGAGUCAGACACAACUAGACUUAAUGUCAGGGGAAAACCUUUACCUUGGUUAUUUGAGGUGCUGAUUCAGAAAACUGCAUUGGAUAGACCACAUCAAGUCUAGUUUCUAAUACAGAGCAUAUGCCAUCCAGUGGUCGCCAUCUGCUCGCCCAAAGAAAACCGUAUUUAAUAGUCUAGAGCGGAUAUCAUCUAUCCCAGAGAUUCCCAAAGUGGGCGCUACCGCCCCCUGGUGGGCGCUGCAGCAAUCCAGGGGGGCGGUGAUGCCACAGGUUCAUUUGCCAUAUGCAUUAAUAUUUAUUUACGUAUUUAUUUCCAUCAUUUCUAUGCCGCCCUUCUCACCCGAAGGGACUCAGGGCGGCUCACAAUCUGGCAAAUUCAAUGCCGGUAUACAGUACAAAAAUAAAACAUAGCAAUUAGAAUAAUCCAAUAAAUACAUUAAUACAUAUAUCUUUCUGUUUAAUUGCCAUUAAAAAGGUUAAAAAAAUAAUUUCCAGGGGACGCUGAGUAAUAUUUUUUCUGGAAAGAGGGCGGUAGGCCAAAUAAGUUUGGGAACCACUGAUCUAUCCAAUGCAAUUUUCUAAAUCAGCACCCCAAAUAACCCCAGGAACUGUCUUAAAAACAAAGACACCAAGAAAGAGAUAUUUUUGGUUGGGCUGUGUUGUUAUCUGUAGUAGUAACGGUGAGGCCACGGACCAUAUUUUAGUUCUUGUGGACCACUGGUGGUCCACGGACCACCGGUUGGGAAGUACUUCUCUAGAGAGACUAUGUGACAAUUGACCAGAAUCUGAUGCACAGGAGAACCAAGAAAUUCCUAAGGAGAACAUAUGUCUCGGUAUUUCUAGGUCCUUCAGUGCAACGUUUGGAUUAAGUUGACCAUAGAGAUGUACUGCAAGGCCUAGUUAUUCCUAGAGGGGUUAAAAAUGGUGGCUUUUUUAGUUCUUUACAUUGACAUAAAGGUCCUGCACCCCAACCCUUACAACUGUGGAGGGAUAACUACCAACUUUCCACAUCUUCCCACCCAACAUGGCUAUUGGGGCCAUUGGCUGAGAAGGUCUGGAUGAUGACCACCAAAUGCUCCUUUCUCAAGUUCUGUUUCUCAUGAGUUGAGGAGGACCAUGGCUGGUCUUCAACCUCAUAUCGUAAAAGUGGAGUGUCUGGGGAUCUCAGUGUCAAAGGAGAGCAGAAGGAGAAGAGCAGGGUAGAAAGAGAAAGAAAGGAUGGAUUGCCCUAUUGAUUGACAUCCAUAAGAAAUGAUGCCUCAGAAGGGCCCAGCUCCUUAAUAACAACCAAGGGAAAGGAUGGGGGAAACUUCUGAUCUUAACGUCUCCAUAACCUUGUCAAGAUGAAAGGGUUGGAGCUUUAGCCUUAACUGAAAAGUCCAUUUUGAAAAGCCCACAGAUGACAUUCCUUUCCAGUUUAGAAGGAACGAGGCCAAGGAUGAUAGGACUGAAGUUCUCAGCAGGACGUAGGAAUGGAAGUCCACCUCGGUUCAAGGAUUGCAUUUGCCCUACUUGCAUGGCAUGAGCUAUACAAGAGGAGGGACACAGUAGGGAUUGAGGUGGGUUGUGGGCCUUCUGGGACCUCUGACCAUAGCACCCAAUCAUCCCUAAGCUGGGGGUGAUGGGUGUUGUGGUCCAGAUGUCUGCAGAGAGGCUUCCAGGUUGUCCCCAACCCUUUGAUGCAUCUCCCCAACUGCCUUCGCUCAACCAUGUCCACCCUGCUGUCCAUUGGCUGCUGCUCCCAUCGCGACCCACGGCUUCCUCAGAGCACAAUCGGCUACAAAGCAACUGCCAUCUCUCUAAGGGCUACUACCUUUUUGCUACCAUAGUCUAUUUGCUACCUUCGAAGGGAACGCACGGGUUGGAGAUGGUAGGAGAGUUCUUAUUUGCAAAGCUACCUCUGAUGUCAUAAGCAGACCCGUCCCGCCCUUCCUCACACGCCAUCACUCCGAACUGGCUUGGGUGUUUCUUUGUCGUUCGCGGUUUCUUUGUCAUUUGCGGUUCCAAAGAAGAAACCUGGGUGGGUGGGUGGGUGGAGCGGGGAGAAAGAGGUGACUGUUCCCCAUCUGAGACACCCAUCCGUCAUGUUGGGCAUGAAAUAUCUUGAGUAUCCUGCCUUGUCCUGUUUAUACAAUGCUUUCUGUAGGAGAAAAUCUGAAACAAAACGGUUUUGUAAGUUGUUGGGAUGGGAUUGCAUGGUGGGUGGUGGAAAGGGAGCCACAACGUUUUUAUUUCGGGGUAUUGGACCUGCUGGAGUCAGACCCACCGCUUACAAGUACAGCAGAGUCUUGCUUAUCCAAUGUAAAUGGGCCGGUAGAACGUUUGAUAAGUGAAAAUGUUGGAUAAUAAGGAGGAAUUAGGAGCCCCGGUGGUGAAGUGUGUUAAAGCACUGAGCUGGAGACUGAAAGGUCCCAGGUUCAAUCCCCGGGAGCGGCGUGAGCCAACCUAGCUCCUGCCAACCUAGCAGUUCGAAAACAUGCCAAUGUGAGUAGAUCAAUAGGUACGGCGCUCCAUGCAGUCCUUGGAGGUGAAGCGCUGAGCUGCUGAACUUGCAGAAAUGUCCCAGGUUCAAACCCAGAGAGCGAAGUGAGCAUCCACUGUUAGCUCCAGCUUCUGCCAACCUAGCAAUUCAAAAACAUGCCAGUGUGAGUAGAUCAAUAGGUACGGCGCUCCAUGCAGUCAUGCCGGCCACAUGACCUUGGAGGUGAAGCGCUGAGCUGCUGAACUUGCAGAACGAAAUGUCCCAGGUUCAAACCCAGAGAGCGGAGUGAGCGUCCACUGUUAGCUCCAGCUUCUGCCAACCUAGCAAUUCGAAAACAUGCCAAUGUGAGUAGAUCAAUAGGUACGGCGCUCCAUGCAGUCAUGCCUUUGGCCACAUGACCUUGGAGGUGUCUAGGGACAACGCCGGCUCUUCAGCUUAGAAAUGGAGAUGAGCACCAACCCCUAGAGUCGGACACGACUGGACUUAACAUCAGGGGAAAACUUUUUAACCUAAGGAGCCUAUUAAAUGUCAAAUUAUGUUAUGAUUUUCCAAAUUAAGCACCAAAACAUCAUGUUUUAUACCAAGUCUGCCACUUGUUUGGGAGCGUGGCUGCGCUUGUGUUGUUAUUGGGCAUGUUGGCCUGCCGAGAGAAACAGUUGUGGGUCCAGGCAGGAAGCAGAUUGCGUUGGAUAAUACAGAAUGUUGGAUAAGCGAGACUCUACUGUAAUUUGAAAAGGCAGCAAUGGGCUCUGGGAUGGUAAUGCUAUGUAUACUGGGAUGUAUGGUUCAAAAGAGGGCCACAGGAGCAAGAGUGCCUUCGCUUCACCGCUUAUGACGGACGUCUCCCCCGUUCUGAGGUUUCGGAUUUGAUCAUCCGGCUCAGCUCAGCCCUAGACGAGGAAAUGGUCAAAAUCCAGAUGCCAACUCCUGAUGCAGAUAUGGACUGUGCCUGCCUAGUUCUGUUUGUUUGUGUUGUUUUUCUAAAAAUGCAUUCCAGAGGCCUCCAAAAGCCAUUCUACGUGUGGGUUCCUAUGGCUUUGGGGCAGUGGUCAUCUCACUGGCCACAUUUCUUGUAGAUGAAAAGGCUCCGGACCAGCCAGAGAGGAAACCAUCCGGUCAAAGCUUCUACUAAUUCAGAAAUAUUGCAAUUAACCAUGGCUUUUCCAUCCCGCUUCUAUCAAAGUUGGAGUCACACAACAUGGAGACCACCCUUGAUCAUUGCCGUCCUGCUUCUCCACCUCAACAUGGAGACUGCUAUUGAUCAUUUUAAUUUUCUUACUGUUUCCAAGAGUGUAAUGAGAGUCCAAAAGAACCAAUUUUAGCUCAACAACUUUCUUGGCCUCCAAACCGAUGGACUCUGAGCUGGUCUCAUCUCGUCUGAUAUGCCAAACAUGACCAAGCUCUUUUUCUUGGUGGCCAAAUCUAGGGUUUGUGUUGAAAGAAUCAAAUAUGCAGACAGGCAUGUACAAAUGGCAGGACGUGUCCUGAUCAUGGGCCAUCGGAAAGGGAGAACGCUUCGACUACAAUGGUGCCAAAUGGCACAAGGAAGAAGAGCCCAGAUGCCAACAUCUUGUGCCCAACAGGUGACUUUUGAAAGCUUAUUGCAUCCAUGCGUGUAGAACAGUCGCACAGAUAGUGGUUUCCUUCACUGCAAAAAAAAUAUUCUUUAAAUAUUAAAUCAGACUCUGGGUUGAUAUGAGUUUUCUAGGCUGUAUGGCCACAUUUCGGAAGCAUUCUUUCCUGACGUUUCACCCACAUCUAUGGCAGGCAUCCUCGGAGGUUGUGAGGUCUGUUGGAAACUCGGCAAGUGGGGUUUAUAUAUCUGUGGAAUGUUCAGGGUAUUGUCUGUUCAAGGCAAGCGUGAAUGUUUCAAUUGGCCACCUUGAUGAGCAUUGAAUGGCCUUUCAGCUUCAAGGUCUGACUGCUUACUGCCUGGGCAAUACUUUGUUGGGAGGUGUUAGCUGGCCCUGAUUGAUUCAUGUCUGGAAUUCCUCUGUUUUCAGAGUGUCCUGAUUUUAGAGGUUUUUUAAAAAAAAUACUGAUAGCCAGAUUUUGUUCAUUUUCAUGGUUUCUUCCUUUCUGUUGAAAUUGUCCACAUGUUUGUGGAUUUCAGUGGCUUCUUUGAGCUGAUUCGUAUCCAGGGAGCGGGGUGAGCUCACACUGUUAGCCCCAGCUUCUGCCAACCUAGCAGUUUGCAAACAUGCAAAUGUGAGUAGAUUAAUAGAUACCACUCCGGCAGGAAGGUAACAGUGCUCCAUGCAGUCACGCCAGUGGCCACAUGACCCUGGAGGUGUCUAUGGACAACGCCGGCUCUUUGGCUUAGAAAUGGAGAUGAGCAGCAACCCCCAGACUUAAUGGCAGGGGAAAACCUUUACCUUUCACUCUGCAGAGUCUGACGUGGUAGUUGUUAAGAGUGGUUCAGCAUUUCUGUGACUAUUCAAUGCCAGUCAAGGUGGCCAAUUGAAACAUUCACACCUGCCCUAAACAGACAAGUGUUCUCUCUCGCACCUUGAACAUGCCACAAAUAUAUCAAUUAUUUAUUAUUUAUUAUUUACAACAUUUAUAUCCCGCCCUUCUCACCCAAAGGGACUCAGGGCGGCAUACACAAUUGGCAACAAUUCGAUAGUUAAAACAUAGCAAUGAAUAAAAUCCAAUUACAACACUUAAAACAAUAUAAAAAUAUCAAGGUAAAGGUUUCCCCUGACGUUAUGUCCAGUCUUGUCUGACUCUGGGGGUUGGUGCUCAUCUCCAUUUCUAAGCUGAAGAGCCGGCAUUGUCCGUAGACACCUCCAAGGUCAUGUGGCCAUAGGCAUGACUGCAUGGAGCGCCGUUACCUUCCCGCCGGAGCGGUACCUAUUGAUCUACUCACAUUUGCAUGUUUUCGAACUGCUAGGUUGGCAGGAGCUGGAGCUAACAGCGGGUGCUCAAGCCGCUCCCAGGAUUUGAACCUGGGACCUUUCAGUCUACAAAUUCAGAAGCUCAGCGCUUUAACGCACUUCGCCACCGGGGCUCCUAUAUAUUGUACUAGCUGAGCCUGGCCACGCGUUGCUGUGGCAAAGUGGUGGUGGUAUUGGUUAAAAAUUGUUGUGUAAUUUUUAUUUGAUGUUAUUGGUAUUUUUUAAUUAAUUUUAUUGUAAGUUAUCUUUUUAUUUAUUAUAUUUUAUUAUUUUCUUGCAUUAUUUUUAGUUAUUUUCUGUUAUUAUAGUAUUUUAUUGUAUUAAUCUUUUAGUGUUUUUAAUUUUUUUUAGUGUUUUUUAUUAUUUUUUAUUGGGUUGCUAGGAGACCAAGUUGGAGGAGCUUAGCCUUCUAACUGGCAGCAAUUGGAUAAAAGCAAUUAUUCCUCUCCCUCUAAUUAGGACUUUAUUUUUCUUUUCUUUUUGUUAUAUCAACCUAGAGGAUGAUGGGUUGUGUUGUCAAAUUUCGAGGUCGGGGGGCCUGUAGUUUUGUUGUUUUGUCGGUCGCCGUGAUGCCAUUACUCUUUUAUAUAUAUAGAUGUACAUUUGAUUUGUAAGUUGCUCUGAGUCCCCUUUGGGGUGAGAAGAGCAGGAUAUAAAUGUAAAUGUAAAAUAUAAAACAUAUGGUUAAAGUCUGUUUCAACCCCAUGUGACUAGUCUCCAAAAUACCUCCUUACCUCUGAGGAUGCCUGCCAUAGAUGUAGGCGAAACGUCAGGAAAGAAUGCUUCUGGAACAUUGCUAUACAGUCUGGAAAACUCACAGCAACCCAGUGAUUCUGGCCAUGAAAGCCUCCGACAACACAAAUCAGACUCUCAUAGAAUCAUAGAAUAGUAGAGUUGGAAGAGACCUCAUGGGCCAUCCAGUCCAAGAAGCAGGAAAAUCGCAUUCAAAGCACCCCCGACAGAUGGCCAUCCAGCCUCUCUUCCAUUUCCACCGCAAGUUAAAAUAGGUGAUUUCGCCAAGUUGCUAAAAAUGUCAUUAUGUGCCUCGCCAAUAUUAAACGAAUAGGGCAAAUAGGAAGUUAUCAAGAGGUAGGUAAGUAUUGCCCAGCAAGAAGUGGAACGUCCAGUGAAGAGUUGGGCUUGAGACCAAAAAUCCAAAAGAGAUUUGUGGCAGAAGUUAUACGGACAAAAGCGAUUGUUGACUCCCUGUUGGUUCUCCAUGCAAAGCCUCGUCCCCAUAGAAGGCUUUUCCACCUGUCCUGGCCAGAGAUGGGACUCAUUGCUCACCUAGGUCCUUGGCAGGAAGGACAAGGUCCAUCACCACCCAGCAUUUCUUCCCUUUGCCCCACGAACCCUUCUCGCCCUGCCACUUGCCUUCCCCGAAUGGGCUUUCUGUUUCCGUCAUUCCAAAAGGAACACUGUGCCUCCCAAAGACAGGGCGGCAGUUUUGGCAUUCCAGUGGAUUUACAAUUCUUUUGACUGAUUCCUUCUUAUGAUUUCUUGUAGUAUAAUAAAGAAAGACGAAUGGACAUUGUUAUCUCUGUAGCUCUGUAGCUCUGUAGUUAAUGAUAUUCUGCUUAGACUGAAAUAAAGCACAGUCCAGUGGGAAUUUGC